Plasmodium fragile is the source of this 1686-nucleotide messenger RNA. RefSeq lists its product as uncharacterized. The record is from RefSeq and is a predicted model, not a curated record. Gene Ontology annotation, biological process: tRNA aminoacylation. The transcript has 2 exons. Bases 1 to 1686 code for a protein of 561 amino acids. Lineage: Eukaryota; Apicomplexa; Aconoidasida; Haemosporida; Plasmodiidae. Gene Ontology annotation, molecular function: aminoacyl-tRNA ligase activity; ATP binding; tRNA binding.
AUGCGCCUCUUCUUUGCUCUCCACACCUUCCUAUUAGCCGCCUUUUCCACGCAACUUAGGCGCUGCUACAGCGGCCUUAACAACCCCCCUCACCACUGCAUAAGUAAGUUCACGUUGUCAAAACUGAGCAACAGUUACCAUGUAAAAAAUGACAUAAUCAAUUAUGGCAGAUUUAAAUAUGUGUACACCAUUAAGAAUCAUCCCAUCCACCAUGUAACGACGAAGAUCCUUGAUCACCUGAAAAGGCAGUCUGCCUUCUGGGUAGUUUAUAACAAGUGCCCACUGUACCAAAGAAAUUUAUGCUUUAAUGAUAUUUUGAUUAAAAACACGAAUGAUACCACGUCUGCGAGGAAUAACUUUUACUUUUCAGACUCCCUUUUGUACAUCCCCCAGGCGACGUCUCUCUUUCCCCAUGUGUGUCACUUGCUAAGGGGGGAACAAACGGGGACACACGUUCCACAGCGUGGGGCAGGGACACUAAAUGGGGAUAUACCCACCAACCAAACGGUCAUACAAAGUGAAUGCACGGUUGAAGAAGCAGCGGAGGGGGAGGAGGGAGUGCCCCGUCUCGCCUUGCGUGAGUAUUGCCAAACUUCACUCCGAAGCGAAGAAACAUCAAGGCCAGGAAAGUCCCUCUUCGCGCCGCCACAGGUAGACAGAGAAACAGAAAACUUCCUCAUCAUCUCCAACGUUUUCAGAAAAGACAAUAUUGACAAAUUGCACUUUCCAUUUUUUAACCAAAUGGAUAUAUAUAUAAAAAUAAAAAACGAACUGGUAGGAAAAAAGAAACAGCUCCUGUAUUUUCUCUGUUCAAUGCUGGACUCAAUUUUUGGAAGGACACACAAAUGGAGGAUAAGGAAAGACUCCUUCGAUUUUACCAAUCAUUCUUUGCAAGCAGAACUUUAUCACAAUGACAAAUGGGUUGAAAUUUUGGGUUGUGGAAUUUUAAAGCAAAAAAUCCUGUUUCGCAAAUGGAAGCAGUAUGAUGUAGGUGAUUACUUAGCCAUAGGGUUAGGGUUAGAUAGAAUCGCCAUGAUAAUGUGGGAGGUCAACAGAAUACGUGACCUAUAUUUGUACAUUACGAACACGGGAGGGAAUACUUUAUUUACAAAAAAAACGAACACAGAGGGUUCGAGAAAAGGCACAAUUACAAACAUGAUUGGACAUGAUGAUAUUCCAGGAGGAGACACAAAUGGAGAUGUAUCGGUUCAAACAAAUGGGCCAGCCGUUACGGGAGGACCCAUCGGUGAUGAAAACAUCCUAGUAGAUUCCCCAAAGUUGGAGGGAACCCAUUUGAGGAAUGCAUUACUGAAUCGGUUGUCGAGGAAAAGGGAUCCGAAUCGACCAAAGAGCGACUCAUUUCUGUACUUUUUAAAUUUAUAUAAUGUACGGCACGAGGAGAGAGAUGUGUCUUUUUAUGUCAACUCGGAGUGGGACACGGAGCUCUUCACAAAAACGGUUCUUCAGUUUGCACCCCCUGUGGAAGGCAGUCGUUUGCUCAAGCGGAUUCUACUUCUCGAUGUGUUCACGCAUGAAGGCUCUGGCAGGACCAGUUACACAUACAAGUUUCUGUACGCCGCGCCGGCGAGCAUACGGGAUCAGCACACCUUUAGAGGCCUCGUGAAGGAACUGCACGAAAAGUUGGUGAGCGAGAUCGUUCGCACGUACGACGUGAGCAUUCGGUGA